Messenger RNA from Neofelis nebulosa (Clouded leopard), 2358 nucleotides. RefSeq names its product SWI/SNF related, matrix associated, actin dependent regulator of chromatin, subfamily e, member 1 (gene SMARCE1). Gene Ontology annotation, cellular component: SWI/SNF complex. Lineage: Eukaryota; Metazoa; Chordata; Mammalia; Carnivora; Felidae. The record is from RefSeq and is a predicted model, not a curated record. The coding region runs from base 497 to 1732 and encodes 411 amino acids. The transcript is spliced from 11 exons. Gene Ontology annotation, molecular function: nucleosomal DNA binding; nuclear receptor binding. Gene Ontology annotation, biological process: negative regulation of DNA-templated transcription.
GGGCCAGGCCCGCGCGGCCGUAGUGGUUCUGGGCCUUUCUUCUCGGCGCGAGCCCCGCCGUCUUUCGGCCCCGCUCGUGGAAGCCGAGGCCGACGCUUCCCGCCACGCCACCUGCCGCCGUUCGGGCUCCGCGCGGUCGCCGACCGGGCCUCGGCCGCCGCCGGGCCCCUCCGCCCACUUCGCCGUGACGAAUCGGCGCCAGGCCUGAAGAGUGCCCACAUUCGGGGGGUUUGAGGAACGUUUGUGGCCUGAAAAAAAAUCCCUGACUGGACCAAACACCACCGCGUCCUCACCUGGAGGUUUCCUUUUGCAAAAGAGUCGGGUGAGGGCUGGAAAGCAAUUAAGAAGAGUGUGGAAAGUGCGAGUGCGGACGCUCCGGACGCGAGGGGCGGGGCGUGCGCGGGACAAAGGAAAACGAGGCCGGAGCUACGGGCGCUUUUUCUGCCCGCGGUGUCUCAGAUUCAUUCUUAAGGAACUGAGAACUUAACCUUCCAAAAUGUCAAAAAGACCAUCUUAUGCCCCACCUCCCACCCCAGCUCCUGCAACACAAAUGCCCAGCACACCAGGGUUUGUGGGAUACAAUCCAUACAGUCAUCUCGCCUACAACAACUACAGGCUGGGAGGGAACCCGGGCACCAACAGCCGGGUCACGGCCUCCUCUGGUAUUACGAUUCCAAAACCCCCAAAGCCACCAGAUAAGCCGCUGAUGCCCUACAUGAGGUACAGCAGAAAGGUCUGGGACCAAGUAAAAGCUUCCAACCCCGACCUAAAGUUGUGGGAGAUUGGCAAGAUUAUUGGUGGCAUGUGGCGAGAUCUCACUGAUGAAGAAAAACAAGAAUAUUUAAACGAAUACGAAGCAGAAAAGAUAGAGUACAAUGAAUCUAUGAAGGCCUAUCAUAAUUCCCCCGCAUACCUUGCUUAUAUAAAUGCAAAAAGUCGUGCAGAAGCUGCUUUAGAGGAAGAAAGUCGACAGAGACAGUCUCGCAUGGAGAAAGGAGAACCUUACAUGAGCAUUCAGCCUGCUGAAGAUCCAGAUGAUUAUGAUGAUGGCUUUUCAAUGAAGCAUACAGCCACCGCCCGUUUCCAGAGAAACCACCGCCUCAUCAGUGAAAUCCUUAGUGAGAGUGUGGUGCCAGACGUUCGGUCAGUUGUCACAACAGCUAGAAUGCAGGUCCUCAAACGACAGGUCCAGUCCUUAAUGGUUCAUCAGCGAAAACUAGAAGCUGAACUUCUUCAAAUAGAGGAGAGACACCAGGAAAAGAAGAGGAAAUUCCUGGAAAGCACAGAUUCAUUUAACAAUGAACUUAAAAGGUUGUGUGGUUUGAAAGUGGAAGUGGAUAUGGAAAAAAUUGCCGCUGAAAUUGCACAGGCAGAGGAACAGGCUCGCAAAAGGCAGGAGGAAAGAGAAAAAGAGGCAGCGGAGCAAGCUGAACGCAGUCAGAGCAGCAUGGUUCCUGAGGAAGAGCAAGCUGCCAGUAAGACCGAGGACAAGAAGGAUGACGAGAGUGUCCCAAUGGAGACAGAGGAGACACACCUUGAAGAAGCGACGGAGAGCCAACAGAAUGGUGAAGAAGGCACAUCUACUCCUGAGGACAAGGAGAGCGGGCAAGAGGGGGUGGACAGUAUGGCUGAGGAAGGGACCAGUGAUAGUAACACUGGCUCAGAGAGCAACAGUGCAACUGUGGAGGAACCACCAGCAGACCCCACACCGGAAGACGAGAAGAAAGAAUAAAUGUUGCCUUGUUUUAUGUGUUCUAAAUACUUUUUUAAAUGAAAAAAAGAUGUUUUUUGAGUUUUAAUGGUGUUAUGUGGUUUGUGUAUUAAUAUUUUUCUUGUCCAUAUCACACCACCAAAUGCUUUUGGACCAUUUAGCAUCAUGAGCCGAAUGGCACAGUCACCUUUCUUAAGCCGUUGUGAAGAUGGUUCUUUUCUUUGGGUCUUAUUUCUAGCCCUCGACUACUGAAAGCCUCAGAAUUUAAAUUAAUUGAGAAAACACCCACCUCUUUUAGAGAGUUCUCCUUUGAUGCUGCACAAUCCGACUCUUACGAAUGCCUUCCUAUAGCUCACUGGGGUGCUUACCAAAGCCAUAGCUUUAAACCUCCCGGUCCCUGUCAACAGUCUCCUGAAAGUCCCCUUUCCUGUAGCCUUCCACAAAGAGUAGCUUCUUGAAAACGUUACCAUGUAUGAGUAUGUAUUUGUUCACUUACCCUUUUUUAUUUUUAAUCAAUGUCACAUACCAAGAGUUGUGUUAAGGAGUUGACUGCAACUGAGCUUGGGUCGUAUUGAUCCAGAAAUAGUUUCCAUAGGUAGAGUAGUUACCAGCUUCUGAAGUAGUCAUUAAAGUCAACAUGGCACAUA